Molecule: messenger RNA, 2385 nt
Organism: Gaeumannomyces tritici R3-111a-1
Lineage: Eukaryota; Fungi; Ascomycota; Sordariomycetes; Magnaporthales; Magnaporthaceae
Product: eukaryotic translation initiation factor 3 subunit D
Exons: 3
Coding region: 244-1992 (582 amino acids)
Biological process (GO): translational initiation
Cellular component (GO): eukaryotic translation initiation factor 3 complex; cytoplasm
Molecular function (GO): translation initiation factor activity
Source: RefSeq, a predicted model, not a curated record
GAAAUUUCGCGGACAUAAUUACACGACGGCUUGCUUUGGUGGGAUCGCAGUGUAAUUGCGCUAGAUUCCCUAGAACGGACCGACACUCUAUCCCCAGGAGGAUACAAGAUAUUCAACGCGGCCACGCCGUUUUUUUUUUUUAUCGAUCUGCUCACGCGGCACUCAGAUCUUGCAGCGCCUCCCAAGCCUCCCCGAGCUCAUCGCGACAGACCUUAUAACCCCGCUGAAGCUUCACACGACAAAAUGCCGACCUCGCUGGCGGACAUCGUCGCCGCCCUGCCGGACGGCGAUGGUUGGGGCCCGGAGACCACGUCCGAGACCACACUGAACGGAGUUCCUUAUGCUCCCUUCUCCAAGGGUGACAAGCUGGGUCGCAUGGCCGACUGGACUGCCGAUGGCAAGGAUGGCAGGGACGGUCGCGGUGGCAGGCAACAGUUCAACAGGAACUACAGAGAUCAACAAGUCUACGGUGCCGGCGUUGCCUCGAUAUUCGCGGCCCCCCAGGCCGAGGACGAAUCCACAUUCUCCGUCGUUAGCAACGUCCGCGACAGCGCAAAGACAAGAUUUGGUCGUGGCGCCGUCUUCACUCGUGGCCGGGGCCAGCGGGGCGCACGGGGCGACGGCCGCGCCGGCCGCGCCCAGCUCUCGCGCGGAGGGCGUGGGGGCGGACAAUACGGCGGCGGCGGCGGCGGCGGCGGUUACGACGGCGGCAGGGGCGGUCGGAAUAACGCGGGCGGUCGAGGUGGCCGACGCUUCGGCUGGAAGGAUUACGACAAGCCGGCCCGGAACCGGGACGCCUCCAUCAACGUCAAGGCCGACUGGACGCUGCUCGAGGAGAUCGACUUCAACCGCCUGGCCAAGCUCAACCUGGACGCGGACGAGGGCGAGGAUAUCAACUCGUACGGCUUCCUGUACUCGUACGACCGCUCCUACGAUAAGCCCGCAGUCAAGGCGGCCGAGCGCAGGCUCGUCCCGCUCGAUCGCGCCGCAUACAACGUCACCACCUCGUCCGACCCCAUCAUCCAGGAGCUCGCCGAGAAGGACGAGGCCACCAUCUUUGCCACCGACAGCACGCUCUCCAUGCUCAUGUGCGCCACGCGCUCCGUGUACCCAUGGGACAUCGUCAUCGUUCGGCAGGGCAACAAGAUCUUCCUGGACAAGCGCGAUAACGCCGCGCUCGACAUGGUCACCGUCAACGAGAACGCAGCCGACGCACCGCUCGAGGCGUCCGAGGGCAGCAAGGACACCCUCAACCAGCCUCAAGCAUUGGCAGAGGAGGCCACGUACAUCAACCACAACUUUGUUAACCAGGUUGUCGUCGAGUCCGAUGCCCAAAAGGUCGAGAUGGACAACGAGAACCCCUUCUACAACGCGGCCGAGGAGACGGAGCCGCCGGCGUCCAAGGCCUACAAGUACAGGAAGUUCGACCUCUCUACAAACGAGGAGGCCCCAGUGUACCUGGUCGUCCGGACGGAACUGGACGCCGUGCAGAAGAAUGCGACGAAUGGCGAGGACCAGUUCCUGACUGUCAGGGCACUCAACGAGUUCGACAACAAGGCUCAGGGAUCCGGUGGCGCACUCGAUUGGCGUAGCAAACUGGUCAGCCAGCGUGGUGCUGUCGUGGCGACCGAGAUGAAGAACAACAGCUGCAAGCUGGCCAGGUGGACCGUUCAGAGCAUCCUCGCCAAGGCGGAUGUCAUGAAGCUUGGAUUCGUUUCGAGGGCUUCACCAAAGUCCAACGACAAGCACAUCAUCCUGGGUGUGAUCGGCUGGAAGCCCAGGGACUUUGCCAACCAGAUGAACUUGUCACUGUCCAACGGAUGGGGUAUUGUCCGCACCAUUGUCGACAUGUGUCUCAAGCGGGAGGACGGAAAGUUCAUCCUCGUCAAGGACCCCAACAAGUCUAUCCUUCGUCUGUACGAAGUCCCGGCCAGCAGCCUGGACGAGGACGGUGAGGACCAGGGCGACAUUGAGGAGGUUGAGGAGGAGUAAAUAUUUACCGUACAAGGGCGUGUGAGGAGGGAAAACAGCAACCAUUUGAUUUGGCAUCGGUCUGCGUUGGGAGACUUAGGUAAACAAAAGAGGGGUACAUCGCAGUGUUGGUGCUUUUCGAUCAGCGAUAUCAAAAGGAGGGACGAAAUGGCCCUCGUAGGCAGUCAGGGGCUUGCAGGUUGGGUGUCUCGGAGGACUGUGUUAAUGCACGGUGCUAAUCAUUAUUUCCACAUUAGCAUAAAGAGUGGGGCGGCGUGGACUGAAGUGACGGCUACGCGUCGGAAUUCAGCGUUGGGCAUGAUCUUCUCCAAUUUUCUUCCUCUCCAAUUUUCUUCCUCAAGCACUCUUGAGCCUUUACCCUUCAUCUCAACCAUGCUGCGUCGAUGGAAGCCG